AUGAUACGAAGCUUAUUAUUAAUAAUUGGAGUUUAUUUAUUGAAAAACACAUCGGCUUUUAGUAAUAACUAUUACAAUGAUUCAUUUGAUGAAGAAUUGUUUAUAAAACCACUGCCAAGUGGUCAUGUGUACGCUUAUUUCCAAUUUACAACUCUGUGGCAUAUACCAAAAGACCCAGACUAUCUCCAUCAUUCACAUUUGUUUCCAAGAGGUCUCGCAGUGUUGAUAGCUCGACACAAUGUUGAUGAAUUGCAUAUAAGUUUGACUUCUGGACUGUGGAAGUAUCAAAAAUGGGGAUAUCCAGUUUACGAUGCUGGUUCUGGUGCUGAAAUAUGGGCUUGGUUCAAUGAAAAUGUUCAAGAUGUUAAUGAAUCUUGGAAAGGCCUAACUAACGCAUUGUCAGGAUUAUUAUGUGCUUCACUCAACUUUGUUGAUCCAUCAAAUAGUUUGUCACCAGAAUACAGUUUCAGACCGACUGGUGUACAUGAAAAAUCACUUAAUUCUAGUCACUUGAGAUAUUCAUCGCUACCUCGUGAAAUAGUUUGUACUGAAAAUCUGACACCAUUUAAAAAACUCUUGCCUUGUGACUCUAAGAAGGGUCUGGCGACAUUAUUGAACUCAGCAUACAUCCACAAUACAAACUACCAUUCAAUAGGUAUUCAUUUUCGUACCGUCUGUCGUAAUCCAUCAUGCACGUUGUCAUCUUUAGAGCUACGUCAAACAAUCUCCCUAGUCUACGACGCGAUGGCCGACGAAAAUCAAGAUUGGUCGCUGAGAAAACUCUUUGGCAUGGGUCUCCAGGGGGUUUGUCCUCUAGCGACUUUAAGUAAUAUUUAUAUAGAUACAGGGACUAAUCAAACUGUACAUACUUAUCAAUUGUCACCUCCACCCACUGCCACGAUACUUAGUCUUCGAGGUGGACAGCAAGAUAAAAUAGCUGUCUACGAUAACAGAGUUCAUACUUCCAAGGGGAUUUUUAAUAUCGCCGCUGUACAUAAAAAAUUACGAACUAAUUUUAUUAAUUAUCCCUCAAUAUUAUCUGCUAAUAGAUAUAUUAUUGGGUAUGGUCAAGAAAAAGGUAGUCUUGUCACAAAAUUAUUUAAUAACCAUUGGCAAUCUAUUGAUGUAAUUUUACUUGAGAAUAUUCCUUGGUAUUUAUCUGUUUAUUUACAUACAAUGAAAAUUACUCAAGGCAACGAAGUUAUUAAACCUUUACUUCUUCGAUACUUACCUGGUCGAGAACGUCAACAGCCAUAUUACUUAGAACUAAUAAUCCGAUUGCCACCUCAUUCGAUAACUAAAUUUUCAAUAGAAAUGGAGUAUCUAUUUUUAAAAUGGCAAGAAUAUCCGCCGGACGCGAAUCAUGGUUUUUAUAUGGGUCCAGCAAUAAUUACGGCAUUGUUACCAAUUGCGCGAAAUUAUACAGGAUUACCUAUCGAUGGAAGUACGAUUACAUCGAGCUUCAAUGCAUCACGAAAUGGUUAUUUAGUUCAAUUGCGGACAGAAACAAUAUUAAUUAGCUUGCCAACUCCGGAUUUCAGUAUGCCUUACAAUGUAAUUUGUUUAGCGUGUACCGCUGUUGCACUGGCAUUUGGUCCACUGCACAAUAUUUCAACUAAGAGACUGGUUUUGAAAGAUAAUACUAAAGAGGGAUGGAAAGAUAAAAUUACCAAAGCAAUUAAAUCAUUCUUCUCAAAACGCAAAUCUGAAGAAAAAGAAAAAGAAGAAUAA
Cotesia congregata is the source of this 1731-nucleotide messenger RNA. The record is from the annotation of a GenBank genome assembly. Lineage: Eukaryota; Metazoa; Arthropoda; Insecta; Hymenoptera; Braconidae.